AUGGCGGAGGUCGUAAGCUCAAUCAGUUGUUCGAUCUGUGUAGAUCUCUUGAAAGAUCCAGUGACUAUUCCCUGUGGACACAGUUACUGUAUGGGCUGUAUUAAGGACUGUUUGGAUCAGGAAGAUGACAAGGGUAUCUACAGCUGCCCCCAGUGCAGACAGACAUUCAUACCAAGACCUGUUCUAAACAUGAACACCAUCCUGGCUAAAUUGGUGGAAAAUCUGAAGAAGACAAGACUCCAAGCUGCUCCUCCUGAUAAUUAUUAUGCUGGACCUGGAGAUGUGGAGUGUGAUUCCUGCACUGGGAGAAAACUCAAAGCUGUCAAGUCCUGUCUGGUGUGUCUGGCCUCUUACUGUGAGACUCACCUCCUGCCUCACUAUGAAUGUCCUGCCUUUAAAAAGCACAAGUUGGUCCAAGCCUCCAAACAACUACAGGAGAAGAUCUGUUCUCAUCAUGACAAACUGCUGGAGGUUUACUGUCGUACUGAUCAGCAGUGUAUCUGUUUUCUUUGUAUGUUGGAUGAACAUAAAGGACAUGAUACAGUCUCAGCUGCAUCGGAAAGGACUGAGAAACAAAGACAGAAACAUUUGGAAUCCCAGAAGAGAAUUGGGGAGAGAGAGAAGAAGAUUCAGGAGUUGAGACAGGCUGUGGACACUCUGAAGCACUCUGCACAGGCAGCAGUGGAGGACAGUGAGAGGAUCUUUACUGAGCUGAUCUGCUACAUUGAGAAAAGACGCUCUGAGUUGAAGGAGCUGAUCAGAGCUCAGGAGAAAACUGAAGUGAGUCGGGCUGAAAGACUCUUGGAACAACUGGAGCAGGAGGUUGCUGAGCUGAGGAGGAGAGAUGUUGAGUUGAAGCAGCUCUCACACACAGAGGAUCACAUCCAUUUCCUCCAGAGUUUCCAGUCUCUCUGUUUCUCUCCUGGAUCUGAGGUCUUACCCAGCAUCACUGUCUAUCCACACAUCUCCUUUGAGCAUGUCAAGAUAUCAGUCUCUAAACUGAAAGAUCAAAUACAGGAUGUAUGCAAAAAGGAAAUGGACAAGAUAUCUGGGGAAGUGACUACAGUUCAGAUUGGACCACCAGCUGAGCCCAAGACCAGACAGGAUUUCUUAACAUAUUCCUGCCAGCUGACAUUGGAUCCCAAUACAACAUAUCAGUACCUGUGUCUGUCUGAGGGGAACAGAAAGGUGAAAUGUAGGGAUGAGGUCAAGUCCUAUCCUGACCAUCCUGAAAGAUUUACCUCCUAUAAACAGGUGUUGUGUAGAGAGGGUCUGUCUGGAGUCUGUUACUGGGAGGUAGAGUGGAGUGGGGACAGGGUUGGUGUAGCUGUCUCAUAUAAAGGGAUCAGCAGGAAAGGAGAUGGUGAUAAGUGUUGGUUUGGUCAUAAUGAUCAGUCAUGGAGGUUAUUCUGCUCUAAAUCCAGAUGCUCUUUCUGGCACAAUAACCUCAAGACUGAUAUCCCUGUCCCCUGCUCCUCCAGAGUAGGAGUGUAUCUGGACCACAGGGCAGGAACUCUGUCCUUCUACAGUGUCUCUGACACAGUGACCCUCCUCCACAGAGUCCAGACCACAUUCAUUCAGCCACUCUAUCCUGGGUUCAAUGUUAAUGGAUCUGUGAAGAUACUGACGCCUAUUCAGUGAUACAUCUAUCAGUCUGCUUCUAUCAAUAUAUGAUUGAUUGACUGUGGCUAAAGAUUGAUUUAAGAUCACAGAACAUCAUGAUAUA
Messenger RNA from Esox lucius (northern pike), 1726 nucleotides. Its product is annotated as E3 ubiquitin/ISG15 ligase TRIM25-like. Gene Ontology annotation, molecular function: protein binding; zinc ion binding. The coding region runs from base 1 to 1641 and encodes 546 amino acids. Lineage: Eukaryota; Metazoa; Chordata; Actinopteri; Esociformes; Esocidae. The record is from RefSeq and is a predicted model, not a curated record. The transcript is spliced from 6 exons.